AUGGAGAGAAAUUGGAGAGGGAGCGCAGCGGGAGCAGAGAGGGAGAGGGAGCAGAGAGGAAGCAGAGAGAUAGAGGAAUUGGAGAGGGAGCUUAGCGGGAGCAGAGGGAGAGGGAGCGGAGAGGGAGCAGAGAGGGGGAGAGAAUGGAGAGGGAGCGAAAGGGGGACGGAGCAGAGAGGGGAAGGAGGCAGAGAGGGGAAGGGAGCAGAGAGGGCGAGGGAGCAGAGAGGGAAUGGAGAGGGAGCGGGGAGCAGAGAGGGAGAGGAGGCGGAGCGGGGAGCAGAGAGGGAGAGGGUGAGAGCGAUUGGAACGGGAGUGGGAGCAGAAAGGGAGAGGGAGCAGAGAGGGGGAGAGAAUGGAGAGGGAGCGAAAGGGGGACGGAGCAGAGAGGGGAAGGAGGCAGAGAGGGGAAGGGAGCAGAGAGGGCGAGGGAGCAGAGAGGGAAUGGAGAGGGAGCGGGGAGCAGAGAGGGAGAGGAGGCGGAGCGGGGAGCAGAGAGGGAGAGGGUGA
Molecule: messenger RNA, 510 nt
Organism: Astyanax mexicanus (Mexican tetra)
Lineage: Eukaryota; Metazoa; Chordata; Actinopteri; Characiformes; Acestrorhamphidae
Product: octapeptide-repeat protein T2-like
Exons: 1
Coding region: 1-510 (169 amino acids)
Source: RefSeq, a predicted model, not a curated record